AUGACGGACCACGACAAUCCAAUCAGUGCGCUGGUCGAGGCGAACAGGGCAGCUGUCAAAGCGAUCGAGAAUCUCACUCAGCUACUGUCGGACAAGGACGCCGACUGCUCGGACCUCCAGGGCGAGAUCAGCAAGCUCAAAGGCCAGCUCGAAGCGAUGAAGCAGCCGACGUCAGUAGCCGCAGCAGGCGCUCCCACACAGCAUGAUCAAAUAGUCGAGACGCAGCAAGCCAUCUCCGCCAGAUCGAGCGACGCGGGCACCGUAGAUGCUAAGGCCGCCAAUGAGCAGCUCAAGAAGGAGCUGGCUGACCUCAAGGUAGAGCUCAAGAAAUUUCAAAAGCGCGAGGAUGAGCUCUACAAUAUUCUUGAUGAGGCGUAUAUGAGCAAUGAUCGGCUCGAGGAAAAGCUCGCUCUAUCCGACAAGUGUAUCACAGAGCUUCGAGAGCUAGGAUCACGCUUCCAACAGAUUCUCCAGGGCUGCUCUCCUUCUCAUGGCGCCGAAGCAGCACAGCAAUCCGCAACCGUCUCCCCCAACACGCCGGUACGCGUCAACAAGAUGACAGGAGCAGCACCUGCUGAAGGCGUUGGCGAUGCGCGCAAGCGCCCUCGCCAGCAGUGAGCAGGACCCCUGAAGUCAUGCAGA
This is a messenger RNA of Jaminaea rosea, 642 nucleotides long. RefSeq lists its product as hypothetical. The record is from RefSeq and is a predicted model, not a curated record. The transcript has a single exon. NCBI's taxonomy places the organism in Eukaryota, Fungi, Basidiomycota, Exobasidiomycetes, Microstromatales. The coding region runs from base 1 to 618 and encodes 205 amino acids.